Molossus molossus (Pallas's mastiff bat) is the source of this 2046-nucleotide messenger RNA. RefSeq names its product GUF1 homolog, GTPase (gene GUF1). Gene Ontology annotation, cellular component: mitochondrion. Gene Ontology annotation, molecular function: mitochondrial ribosome binding; GTPase activity; GTP binding. The record is from RefSeq and is a predicted model, not a curated record. Gene Ontology annotation, biological process: positive regulation of translation. The transcript has 17 exons. NCBI's taxonomy places the organism in Eukaryota, Metazoa, Chordata, Mammalia, Chiroptera, Molossidae. Bases 1 to 2010 code for a protein of 669 amino acids.
AUGCGGAUUCUCGCGGGUCCGGGCUGGAGGCGCGGACGCGCGCUCGCGGCUUGUGUCACCCGGGCUGCGUGCCGGGGGCUGCCCUGGCCUCCGGGCGCGCGCACCGGCGGGGCUGCUGGCGGCUGCCGGGCUCUGGACAGGCUCUACGGCUCCGCAGAGCGCAAGGAAAAAGUCGACAUGUCUGUAUUUCCUGUUGAAAAUAUUAGAAAUUUCAGCAUCAUUGCACAUGUGGAUCAUGGCAAAAGUACUUUAGCUGACCGGCUCCUGGAAGUAACAGGGACAAUUGAUAAAACAAAGAAUAAUAAGCAAGUUCUUGAUAAAUUGCAAGUAGAACGAGAAAGAGGAAUCACUGUUAAAGCACAGACAGCAUCUCUCUUCUAUAAUUGUGAAGGAAAGCAGUACCUUUUAAAUCUCAUUGAUACACCGGGCCAUGUCGAUUUUAGUUAUGAAGUAUCCAGGUCACUGUCUGCUUGCCAGGGUGUUUUACUUGUGGUUGAUGCAAAUGAGGGUAUUCAAGCCCAGACUGUAGCAAACUUCUUUCUUGCCUUUGAGGCACAGCUCUCCAUAAUUCCAGUUAUAAACAAGAUAGAUCUGAAGAAUGCUGAUCCUGAAAGGGUUGAAAAACAAAUCGAAAAAGUCUUUGAUAUUCCAAGUGAUGAAUGUAUUAAGAUUUCUGCCAAACUUGGAACAAAUGUUGAAAGUGUUCUUCGGGCAGUCAUUGAAAGAAUACCCCCUCCUAAAGUACAUCGGAAAAAUCCCCUGAGGGCUUUGGUGUUUGACUCCACCUUUGACCAGUAUAGGGGUGUGAUAGCCAAUGUAGCAUUAUUUGAUGGAGUGGUUUCAAAAGGAGAUAAAAUUGUAUCUGCACAUACUCAAAAGACAUAUGAAGUUAAUGAAAUAGGAAUUCUGAAUCCUAAUGAGCAGCCAACUCAUAAACUAUAUGCAGGACAGGUGGGCUAUCUGAUUGCUGGGAUGAAAGAUGUCACUGAAGCACAAAUAGGAGAUACAUUAUAUUUACAUAAACAACCAGUGGAGCCCUUGCCUGGGUUUAAAUCAGCGAAACCAAUGGUAUUUGCAGGAAUGUACCCUAUAGAUCAGUCUGAAUAUAAUAACCUGAAGAGUGCUAUAGAAAAACUGACUUUAAAUGAUUCCAGUGUGACAGUUCAUCGGGACAGUAGCCUUGCUCUAGGUGCCGGCUGGAGAUUGGGAUUUCUUGGACUUUUGCAUAUGGAAGUUUUCAACCAGCGACUAGAGCAAGAAUAUAAUGCUUCUGUUAUUUUGACAACUCCUACUGUUCCAUAUAAAGCUGUUCUUUCAUCAGCAAAAUUGAUAAAGGAAUACAGAGAAAAGGAGAUCACAAUCAUCAAUCCUGCACAGUUCCCUGAUAAAUCAAAAGUAACAGAAUAUUUGGAGCCAGUUAUUUUGGGCACCAUUAUAACACCAGAUGAAUAUACUGGAAAAAUCAUGAUGCUUUGCCAGGCUCGAAGAGCAGUUCAGAAGAAUAUGGUAUUUAUAGAUCAAAACAGAGUUAUGCUUAAAUAUCUCUUACCUUUGAAUGAAAUUGUGGUGGAUUUUUAUGAUUCUUUGAAGUCCCUGUCUUCUGGAUAUGCUAGUUUUGAUUAUGAAGAUGCAGGCUACCAGACUGCGGAACUUGUAAAAAUGGAUAUUCUGCUGAAUGGAAAUGUUGUAGAGGAGCUGGUAACUGUGGUACACAAAGACAAAGCACACACUGUUGGCAAAGCCAUAUGUGAACGUCUGAAGGAUUCUCUUCCCAGGCAGCUGUUUGAGAUAGCAAUUCAGGCUGCUGUUGGAAGUAAAAUCAUUGCCAGAGAAACUGUGAAAGCCUAUAGGAAGAAUGUCUUGGCAAAAUGUUAUGGUGGUGAUAUUACCCGAAAAAUGAAGCUUUUGAAGAGACAAGCAGAAGGAAAGAAAAAACUGAGGAAGAUUGGCAACAUUGAAGUUCCAAAAGAUGCUUUUAUAAAAGUUCUGAAGGCACAAUCUGAUAAAUAAUUGGUGCGAAAUAUAAGGAAUUUUUGUGAAUUAAAA